AACGGACAACGCGUGAAUUUUCCCGCGCUUGCCACACGCGCGCGCGUCACCCUCGCUGGGUUGUGGGCGGGGCCUUGACAAUAGGAAAAUAGAAAUCCUUCGGUUCUCAAAGUCACUUGAGAGAGUGAGAAGGAUUGGGGCAGCGCUCCGUCUCACACGCGUCGUCUCGGCUGCAGGGAACACCUCCGUCGCCUUAUACAGAUGAUCUACGGAAGGAGAUGACAAUAAACACAAUGGAAUCCAACCCUCCAUCACGAAUUCAGCAAUAUAUUACCACGGCAUCGGCAACCAUGGGAGCCUUGGCCCUUGGGUCAGUUAUAGGCUUCACCACGCAUUGUGUCGCCCAACUGACCGCGGAAGACACGCCCACCUCGAGUUCCGACCUGCGCAUAACCCCGCCCGAAGCCAGUUGGUUCGCAUCGUCUGCUAACUUGGGGGCGGUUGUAGGAGGUCUGAUUGGCGGAUUGGCAGCCAAUCACAUCGGUAGACGUGGCACACUCCUUGUCGUGGCUCCGCCCUUCAUCGCGGGCUGGUUGAUGAUUGCCUUAGCCUACGAUUUCGCUCUCUUGAUGGCCGGCCGCGUAUUGACUGGGGUCUGUAUGGGGAUUGUGUGUUCCGUUGCCCCUCCUUAUAUAGGGGAGUUUGCAUCAGCUAAUAUACGGGGUGCUUUGGGCAGUUGUUUUCAAGUGAUGUUGACAACAGGAAUCCUCUAUGCUUUCUUCUUGGGUGCUGUGGUUGGCAAUUGGAGAUUACAAGCAUUCUUAUGCAUGCUUCCACCAGGUAAUUCUGGAGAUAUGACAUGCCAAAUGAACUUUGUUCGAGUCAGAAAAUUUCAUGUACCCGUUUCUGUAACCGAAAAGGUUACCUGUAUUAAAGGUUUCGUUGGAAAUGUCUGCAAGAAAACCCGGUUUUACAACCACAUUUGGCGAGCUCUUGGCAAGUCUUGGCUGUUGGAGAGUUGGCCGUCCAGAAGACUAGCCAUUCCUUGCCAACCUUCUGCUAUUCCCAGUCUGCAGGGUCCUCUGUUUCUGGCUGACACAGGAUUACCUGGGGCCACACACAGCCAGGCAGCACAUCUGGUUAGCAGAUGUGCUGAUCUGUCUUACAUUGGGAUGGCAAACUUCUCUAGGUCACAAUCCUCCUCUGUGGGAAGAGCGGCGGAGACACUUAGUGCUAAGACAUGUGUGAUUUCCCUUGAUCAUAAUGGAUUAGAUACCGUGUUCUGCUGCAUAUCUGACGUGGACGAAAGUGCAGCUGCCCGCCUCCUCGUAAGAGCAUUAUUGUUUAUCUUUAUAUUCAAUUUUGGUAUAUUUAUGGGGCAUAAAUUAGAUGUAUUUCGAGUUAUAAAAAAAUGGGGUGGACAUCCUGGAUUUUGGGGCCGCAAUCUUGAAAUUUUGCAUGAAAAAUUUUCAUUUUAUUUCUCAGGGAAGAACUACAGCAUUCAGGAUGAGAUGAAAGUCCUGAAGGAAUCCCUCGAAGACGCCCAGAGAAAUAGCUUCUCCCUGAAGGAUCUGAAGCAGUCUUACGUCCUGAAACCUCUCUUCAUAUCUUUGCUCCUCAUGUUCUUUCAGCAGACUACAGGCGUUCCGGCCGUGAUGUUUAACCUCACUACCGUGUUCAGGGCAUCAGGUAGUGCUCUGUCAGACGACAUGAGUGUUAUCAUCAUCGGCAUAGUUCAGGUCCUUGCCACGGGCGGCGGUAGUGUGCUGGUGGACAGAGCUGGGAGGAAAAAAUUACUUAUUAUAUCGGCCGCUGUCAUGGCUGUGUCGAUUGUCGGAAUGGGAAGAUUUUCCUACGCCAACAGCAUAUCCUCCCCUCAGCCCAACGCGCCCCCAGCGUCUGUGUCCGCCAUUGGGGUCAUUCCUCUGGUCCUUCUGAUUGUAUUCGUCAGCGCCUUCUCCAUCGGCCUGGGUCCCGUGCCGUGGCUUAUGAUGGGUGAACUUUUCCCCUCGAACGUGAGAGAAACGGCAGCGAGUUUAUCCACAGCCUGUAACUGGAUUUCGGCUUUCCUGAUUACACUUAUUUUUUAUCCGAUGACUACCUCCCUCGGCGAACACGGCACCUACUGGGUGUUCGGCGCCAUCUGCGCCCUGGCCUUGAUCUUCUCCGCGUGCUUUGUGCCGGAGACGAAAGGCAAGACGCUACUGCAGAUCUCCGCCUAUUUUGGAGCUCCUGGUGGGGUGGUGGACGAAGGCGAGGGACGGGCAGGUGAAGGGGUUAUGGAGAAGGCAGUAUGAGUGUUAGUGUGUGUGUUUCGUUUGAUUGUUAAUAUGGUGAAUUUGUAUGCGUUUUAUUUUUCUUUCUUUUUUAUUUUUUUCUGUUUUUUCUUUCGGUCACUGUCUGUCUGUCUGAAUUGAUUCUAUUUUUCGUCUCUGAGUCUUUCUCUUCUCUUUUUCUCUCUCUUAGUCUCUCUCUCUCUCUCGCUCUCUUUGUCUCUUUCUCUUUUCUCUCUUUUUCUCUCUCUCUUUUUCUCUUUCUCUCUCUGUCUCUGUCUCUCUCUUCUGCCUCAGCUUUUCUCAAGAACAUUCCUCAUUUUCUCCCUUUCUAUGGCUACAAUUAUCUAUUGAUAUUUAAUUUGCGAAAAAGAAAAUGAAAUGAGAAGCACUCCAUUUGUUUUCAGGAUUUUUAUUUUUCGUACUUCAGUUGUAUUUAAUAAAACCUUUUAUUUUUUAAAAUAUGAAUUUGAAUGUGAUUCAUUCUAUACGUUUUUUUUUAAAUAAUUUCCCUUACAAAACAAUUCCUAUAAUUAAUGUACAAACUGUUGUCUCAUAUUUCAAUAAACGUAUUUUGUGU
This is a messenger RNA of Penaeus monodon (black tiger shrimp), 2793 nucleotides long. RefSeq lists its product as uncharacterized. The transcript has 15 exons. The coding region runs from base 219 to 2237 and encodes 672 amino acids. Gene Ontology annotation, biological process: transmembrane transport. NCBI's taxonomy places the organism in Eukaryota, Metazoa, Arthropoda, Malacostraca, Decapoda, Penaeidae. Gene Ontology annotation, cellular component: membrane. Gene Ontology annotation, molecular function: transmembrane transporter activity. The record is from RefSeq and is a predicted model, not a curated record.